AGUGUGUUGACUUUUGACUAUUUUUUCCUCUCUUCCCUCUUUCACCAAAUGUCCAGUACCCCAUCACCAAAUAAUCCAUGAAAAUCGAAGCUUUGAGUGAGUGAACCACAAAUUAUUUAACUCAACAACACCCAAAACUUACAACUUUGAUGGCUUCAACACUUUGUACUCUCUCAUUUUCUGGAUUUUCAUCCAUUGGAAAUAUUAAAACAACCAUGUAUUCUCUCCCUAUUUGUUACUGUUCUUCAUCUUCUACAAAUUCAUGCCUCAAAACCCUCAAAUUACCAAGCUUUUCACGGUUUUCUCAAAUGGGUUUGUGCAAUUUUACUCCUUGGAAUGGUUUGAAAAACAUGGGUAUCUCAAUUUCAGCAAAACCUCAAAAAUUAGGAAAGACAGCAAAAUGUAGAGGGAAGGUUGUUUAUGCUUCAUUGUUUGGAGUUGGAGCUCCUGAAGCUUUGGUAAUUGGUGUUGUAGCUUUAUUGGUUUUUGGCCCUAAGGGACUUGCUGAGGUUGCCCGAAAUCUGGGUAAAACCUUGCGUGCUUUUCAGCCUACCAUUAGAGAGCUUCAGGAUGUUUCUAGGGAAUUCAAAAGCACUCUGGAGCGGGAGAUUGGUCUCGAUGAUGAUCCAAGACAACCAAAAUAUACGUCUGAAUCAAACAAAGCAAAUUUCACUUCAAAUUCAUCUACUCCCACCUCAGAGGAGUCACAAACUGUGCCUAUGGCUGACCCAAAUGGUUCUCUGUCUAACAAAGCGUAUUCUAGUGAGGAUUACUUAAAGAUCACAGAGGAGCAACUAAAAGCACAGCAGGAACUCAUGUCUCCCUCAGAAAGCCAGGCUGAACCUGAGAAUCAGCCUGAAGCUUUACAGCAAGGCGUCAUGUCCUCUCCACCAGAAGCCCAGAUUGAACCUGAGAGUCAGACUCAAGCUGUACAGCAGGAUGUUGUGUCAUCUUCAUCAGAAAACACAAUUGAACCUGAGAGUCCGCCUCAAGCUGCUGUUCAAGAAAUGGCAACUGCAGCAACUUCGGUCGAAAAACCUGAGAGUGAGUCAUGAGCUAUUCCUUGGGAUUGCUUAAAUCGCACAAUAUACAUAGAGAUCAUCAAGCUGACAUAUGCAUCAGAGGGGAAACAAUGGGAGAUCUAACAUCUGUUUGCUUGUAUGCUGUGAUGAUAUAUUGUCAUCCUGCUGGAUGCUGUGCAUUCAUUAGAGAAGUUGAUUAUGUUUUAACCAAAUUUUUGACCUUCUUGAGCCUUAUAAUAUUAAAGAUGCUCUCAUUUUGCUGCAUCAAUCAGGGUUAGAUACUUGAAUAUGUUGUAUUGAAAAGCCAUUCACUGUGUAGAAGUCUGUUUGUUGUAUUAGUACGAUAUUCUUUGUGCUCGAAGUUAGCUAUGUACGAAAUCUGGUGGUUCAUUGGA
Beta vulgaris subsp. vulgaris (sugar beet) is the source of this 1417-nucleotide messenger RNA. RefSeq names its product sec-independent protein translocase protein TATB, chloroplastic. Bases 150 to 1055 code for a protein of 301 amino acids. Gene Ontology annotation, cellular component: membrane. Gene Ontology annotation, biological process: protein transport by the Tat complex. The transcript is spliced from 8 exons. The record is from RefSeq and is a predicted model, not a curated record. Lineage: Eukaryota; Viridiplantae; Streptophyta; Magnoliopsida; Caryophyllales; Amaranthaceae.